CGCCCUCCUCAGGUAAAGGAGGUAAAUUAUUUAUGUUUUCACGUUCAACUCGUUGUCGUAACUACGCUAGACUGAUUCACCCUCUUUUUUUGCACAAUAACAGCGUAAGUAAUAUCAACAAGUAGACGUUCUAUUCGUUGGCGCUCGUGCACGAUGUCGUCCGCGGACGCACGCACCUUUGAAAUGGCCAGAGACGUCAUCCUGUCCUUACACAAAGGCACCUCUGCGGAGGACCUGGUCCACUUCUACAACGUGUGGGCCAAAACCUACGAGCAGGAUGUUGAACUUAUCGAUUACCGUGCGCCAAGUCUGGCAGUGAGCAAAGUCUCCGCCUACUUCGGCGGAGAGCGCCAAGCGGCGGCAGUGUUGGACGUGGCCUGCGGCACUGGCAUGGUGGCCAAGAUGAUGAAGCGAGAGGGAUUCGAGCGCUUUGUGGGUGUCGACAGCAGCGAGGGCAUGCUGCGGUACGCCCGACAGAGCGGCUUGUACCAAGACCUCAAGAUGGCAAAACUGGGAGAUCAACCACUUCCUGUCCCGUCAGAUGCUUUUGAUGUAACGAUCAUCGUCGGCGGUUUAAGUUCAAGUCAGGUUCCAGUGAAGGUGAUCCGGGAGUCGCAGCAGGCCACUAAGCAGGGAGGCCUCAUCUGCAUGACCACUCGGGCUAACCUUGACAACUUGAGCUACAAGGCAGCCUUGGAGGGCGAGAUGAAGCAAAUGGAGGACGAGGGACUGUGGCGCCGCGUCGACGUGACUGUCGUGAAGCAAUUUGAGCGAGGGGUGACCGAUCAUGAAAAGGCAUACAUCCCUGGAUCCAUUUAUCUUUUUCGGAAGCUUUAACAGCCAGCUUUGAAGCUUUUAAUACAAUAACAUGCUGCUUGUCUGCAUGUGCGUAUUUCUGAAUCAAAAACCCUUUCCAUGAA
This is a messenger RNA of Syngnathus acus (greater pipefish), 920 nucleotides long. RefSeq names its product methyltransferase like 27 (gene mettl27). Gene Ontology annotation, molecular function: S-adenosylmethionine-dependent methyltransferase activity. Lineage: Eukaryota; Metazoa; Chordata; Actinopteri; Syngnathiformes; Syngnathidae. The record is from RefSeq and is a predicted model, not a curated record.